Messenger RNA from Penicillium coprophilum, 2076 nucleotides. Its product is annotated as mitochondrial distribution and morphology protein. Lineage: Eukaryota; Fungi; Ascomycota; Eurotiomycetes; Eurotiales; Aspergillaceae. The record is from RefSeq and is a predicted model, not a curated record. Bases 1 to 2076 code for a protein of 691 amino acids. The transcript has 3 exons. Gene Ontology annotation, cellular component: mitochondrial inner membrane. Gene Ontology annotation, biological process: mitochondrion inheritance.
AUGUCUGCUAACCUGGGACGCCGGCUGUACGCCCAUAUUUGGGAAACAGCAAAUCCAUUUCUUGGUCGCAUACGAAUCAAUCGCGUAUCGGCUGAUGCUUAUAGCUCAAGAUUAUUCCUCGAUUCGUCUAUAACUCACUCACGACGAAUUUCUACACUUCCAAGGAAACCUACUCCUCUCACCAGGAGAUUCGCUUCUGGGGGCUUUUUCGUCCUCGGCGUUUCGCCUACGUCAGCUGUUGCGGAUACUACCACAGCAUGCAUACUCUCCUCUCCCAAAAUUGCCGCCCAACAUGUUUGGAAGCGAACUUUACAUGCAUCCAACGACCAUCGGCGUGAGAAAGAAGCUUCUCAAGAGACCCAUGAACGCAAUGAAAAUGACCAUUCCCAGAAACUCGCCCAAUCCGGAAAAGAUACAUCCACCACACAUUCACAACCCAAACCAUCACAAAACCCUCAACAGCCGACAACGAACAAUCGCCACUUGAGGGAUCGCUUACCACAUAUGCCUCAUAUACAUCGGCCAACCAAGGAGGAGCUCCUGGCCGCAGCAACCGGGUUCUGGUCACGCCUGAAAGUACGAUUCAAAUGGUUUUCUAUUAGGAGUGUUCGUCCCUACAACUUGGAUGAGAUGACUGCCUUCUUUUCGUGGGUUUUGCUAGGCCACGUCGUCUGGGUUGUCGUAGGAACUACAACUUUUUUCUCGCUUCUGAUUCUUGCGAUCAACACAGUCUUUGCUCAAGAAACAUUGGCGGGGUGGGUGGGCAACUAUCUCACUAAGUCUUCUGGAGUCAAAGUUGUUUUUGAAUCUGCAAUCGUGCCCAAAUGGAAAAAUGGCGUCAUCACAUUCAAGAACGUCUUUGUGUCAAAACGACCAGGCCAAGGUGCAGGACAUGUUAGUAAGGGCUCAUCAAAAUCUGCGGCAGCCGAGGCAGCAGCUCGAGGGGACAGUGGAUUCGAAGAUUCCCAGAUAGUAUCUGAUGAAGAGGAAGAUACUAACUAUACACAAUUCGAUUUAUCGAUUGAGACGGUCAAUGUGACACUGUCAUUUACCAAAUGGCUCAAUGGAAAAGGUCCACUUCACGAUGUUGAGGUGAAAGGCAUAAGGGGUGUCGUUGACCGCCGCCAUGUUUAUUGGCCGGAGGAAGACCUGGACCCUAAAUCCUACCGGCAUGAGCAUAGACCCGGUGACUUCGAGAUCGACUCCUUCAAGAUGCAUGAUCUGCUUGUCACUGUUUACCAACCGGACAACUUCCGUCCUUUCUCCGUGAGCAUCUUCUCGUGUGACCUCCCUAAGUUGCGGAAACAAUGGCUAUUCUACGAUUUCCUCUCUGCCAAUAUGAUGUCUGGAUCUUAUGACGACUCUUUGUUCACAAUCCACGCUCGUCAGACCCAUGGCUUCACAGGUAUCCGGCAGGAUAACGGGAUAGAAGACGAUGACAAGCCAAAUCCGUGGAAGAAACAUAACAGGAUUCGAGUUGACGGACUGAAUGUCGACCAUCUCAACCGUGGUGUUCAGGGUCCUUUCUCUUGGAUUCACGAAGGAGCUGUGGAUAUUGUGGCCGACAUCAUGUUACCUGCGGAAAACGAUGAGAGCUUGGCCAAAGUGAUGGUCGAUUUCUAUGAUCGGUUAGAAGCCACUGUCACCUCCAAUCGUUACCCGGAGCCUGUAUCUUCAGACUCCAAUCCAGAAUCAGAGACUGAAGACCGACGUUUCCUCGUCAUGGAUUUGCGCGUGCACCUCAACAAUGUUCGGGCUGUUGUGCCCAUCUUCACCCGGGACCUUUCUUACAUCAACAACGCACUCAUCCGUCCCAUUGUUGCCUAUAUCAACUCCAAGCGCACUUUCAUUCCUAUCAAUUGCCGCUUAGUCAAGCGUGUCGGAGAUUUCGAUGGAAGCUGGACCAUCUUUGACAGUGGCCUGAUGGAUGACCUGUCGGCUGCAACCUACGACGCAUUUGCCCGUGAUGUCGUGGAUGAUCAGGCCCGGAAACGGCGGUUCAAGAAAGUCGGAUUUUGGUCCCUUCAACUAGCCGCCCAGGCUAUUUUCAUGGGCAUGGCUGGCAACAUCGCCUAA